AUGGGAAACGGAAGCAUAUACAAAUCAAGCGGACGAAUAGAGAGUAACAGAGUAACGCAGAGAGCCUCGCUUGUUUUCUUUCUUCCUAGUUCGCCGGAGAUUCCCCGUCGUCGUCGUCGUUCGCUUAAGAUGGCUGGCAGGAUUCCUCACCCGGUGUUGAAAGGACCGAGCGUGAUGAAGGAGAUAGUGAUCGGGAUGGCGCUGGGGUUGGUUGCUGGUGGUUUCUGGAAGAUGCAUCACUGGAACGAGCAGAGGAAAGUGAGAUCGUUCUACGACAUGCUGGAGAAGGGCGAAAUCAGUGUCAUUGCACAAGAAUAGUUGGAUGAUACAUAUAUAGCGGAAUGAGCUCCAGCUCUAGCAGAAUGGGGGGGCUUCAGGAGCUUAAUUUUUAUGAAUUUGCAGUCUUCAAUAAACCUUCAACUCGCUAUGCAAUGCAAAUUUGCAUGUUGUUUGAGGAUGCCUUUUCGUUGUGGUUAUUGACAUUCAUUGUUUUGUUAGAUUUAGCUUGUUUUGAAACACCCUUUGUUGUUCAUUGUGUUCUCUUUAU
Linum tenue is the source of this 547-nucleotide messenger RNA. The record is from the annotation of a GenBank genome assembly. NCBI's taxonomy places the organism in Eukaryota, Viridiplantae, Streptophyta, Magnoliopsida, Malpighiales, Linaceae.